Messenger RNA from Drosophila subpulchrella, 7475 nucleotides. Its product is annotated as pneumococcal serine-rich repeat protein. The record is from RefSeq and is a predicted model, not a curated record. Lineage: Eukaryota; Metazoa; Arthropoda; Insecta; Diptera; Drosophilidae. Bases 354 to 5351 code for a protein of 1665 amino acids. The transcript has 8 exons.
GUCUAAUCGAAUUUGGCUUAAAGUUCGCAGCAAAUAAUCAGGCGAGAGUAGGAGCCAGGGAAAUUCGCUGGGAAACAACCAGUGGAUGCGGUAAAGCGUCGAAAUUCCAACGAAAUAUGUGUGAUUGCACCAUCGUUACUUUUUUUCUGUGCUCGAGUGUUAAGCCCGGCAAGUGAACCAGUUUUGCCUUUGCGGUUUUUAUCACCCCGGAUUCCAGACUCCGGACUUCUGGAGGUAUGCAAUGAAUUUCGCCUGCAGUGGCUGGUGCUCCAUUUAAAGGAUAUUCCAUGCCGAUGCCGGGCUCCUGCCGGAAUAAAUAGCAUCGAGGAGCGACACUGGAAAACGGUUACGGAAUGGAUGCGCGCCGGCAGAAACGACUUGGCCCAGCGCCAAUUGCAUCCUUCGAAAAGUCAUUCGAGGACAAUGCCACGACAAAUGCACCGCAGCAGGAGCAACAGCAUCAGCAUCAGCAUCCUGGCCAUGCGGCGAUGAUGGAGCAAAGUGUGCGAAACCAGACAACGAUGUCGGCGACGACGAAUCGCAAUAGAACCGCCGGCGGCAUAGAAGCACCCAGCAUAGCCGCAUCCACAUCCGCAAGUGCAAGUGCAGCCACCUCCGCAUCCGCAUCUGCAGCAUCCGCAUCCGCAUCCGCAGCACCUGCAGCAUCCGCAUCCACCUCCUCUUCCUCGUCAUCAUCGGUUUCAUCGGCCACUUGCUCGGCCACGAUUGUCCAGGCAAAACAGCGACCUCCGCCGCUGAAAACGGCGACGACAACGGUGACCACCACUUUGGUGAGCAGCAGCGAGGGCGGUCAGCCCAUACCACCCACCGCCCAUCCAGGUGGCGGCCCGGGGGGCAGUGGUGCGGGCGCGGGCGCUGGGGGUGGUACUUAUCGCGGUGCCACCCUGACCACGCCCUCAACGCCCCGCAUCGAGCUGAGUCGCGCCUCCAGUUCGUCGCAUCACGAGGAGGACAGCCGGGAAAGCAGUCCGGAAAAUGUAUUCGAGCAGGUCGGCACUGGCACCCUACAGGAAACGAUUGGCCUUGGCUUUCGGGAGGAUGGCGCCCUCGAGCUGCGCAGCUCCACCGAGGAGCUGUACUUCAUGGAUGCCGAGCAGAAGAAGGAGGAGCAGGAGCGGAUCCAGCAGCAGCAGCAGCAGGCCAAGCGCUCGUCGCCGCACAUCUUCAAGUUCGACGACCACCAGAGCUACCUGCAGCAGCACCAGCGCAAGGAUUCGGCCAGCUCGGAGGUGGCCGCCCUGCUCUGCAUCUCGGGUCGCACCAGCCGCAUCUCCAGCGUGGGCAGCCAGGGAUCGGCGGUGAGUCGCCUCUCGGCGAUAUCGGGUGUCUCGCGCUCGCCCUCGCCGCAUCGCAUGCUGCUGGAGACCUCCUUCUGUGGCCCCAAACCCGUCGAGCUUGGUGCCGGUACUACCGGUGUUGUCAGUGGUGGCGGUGGUGGUGCCAGUGGUGCCUCCACGGCAGCCAGUUCCGCCCACAGUCAGUCGGCGGCGGAGGGAAUGCCGGGUGCCGGAACAGUGGCGGCAAAUGCUGCACUAUUGGAGCAACUCCUCUUGGCCCGAAAACAUGAUCCCACCCAGGCGGUUCUCGCCGAGGGCAUCAAGGUCCUGCCCCCGGCUCCAACGGCAGCCACUUCAAGUCGCAGUCGGAGCAGGCAAACAGCCAGUUCGAUGGCCAACGGCGAAAGGAUGGCAGAGAAGGAGCCCAAGACGAAGCCCACAAUUGGCGCCCAACGCAGGAGCACCAAGAGUCCGGGUCAAAUGGUCGUGGGCAAGACGGCCAGCGGCACGGAAUACAUAAGGAUUAAUCUGCGGCCGGAUCACAUGUACAGUGACAAGGGCAUCGCCUCCAAUGAGCGGGUGGUGGAGGCACCCAAUCAACUGGCACCGGUUUACUCCAAGCCCGCCUCGCUGAGUUUGCAGGGUGGACCCAUCGAGGAGCAUCGCCUGACCCCCACGGCGAGUCCCAAGCCAGGCCGACGACUGACCAGUCGCUCACCCUCGCCCGCAACUGGCGGAGGAGCCGGAGGAGGAACAGUCUCCCGCAAGAGCUCCUUCAGCUCGCUCUUCCGUCUGGGCAAGGACUCACCGGAUUCGCCCAGGGAAACGGCUCGUUCGCGUAGCAAAAGCAAAGAGCGACCCGCCACCGCUUCGGGUGGAUUGGGCGGAGAACGUGGUGGCGGCGGAGGAGGAGGAGGAGGCGGUGGCUCCCAGAAUGUGACUCCCAGCAAGCAAAAGUCCGUGCUGGCCAUCUUCAAGCCAGGAAAGAGGGGUAGCCAGAGCAGCAAGAGCUCAUCGCCGAUAGAGUCCAGUGUGGAGCCAGUGCCACCGCCACCACCACCAGCACCCGGAUCGGGAUCUGGAUCGGCCAAUCGCAGUCGCACCCCUGCCGGAUCUCGGCCAGGAAGUCGCCUGCGCUACUACGAUGAGCCCGUGGAGGGGGUCAUCCAUAUACCGCUGCACACGCCGCCCGAGGAGCGGGAGGCACGGACCCUGCUGCAGGGCAUCCAACAGCUGACCCAUGCGGCCCAGGCCAGCAUGGAUCCAUCGCCGCUGCCCACCCACCGAGCUCCACCGCCCGCCUCCGCCCAACCGGUGGUGGCCUCCAGUACCCAAAUUACGACCACCCAAUUGGCGGCCGCAGCGGCUGCACUGCGUCCGGUGGCCCAGAGGAGGGUGGCCCAACGACCCGAUCUGGAUGCCAUACAAUCGCUGCCCAGCCAGGAGGAUCCGCCCGGGAUGGGUGCCUCGGGGGAGGAGCAGGCGCUACAGCCGGCGGAGCAGGCCAACUGGAGCCUGGAGGUGCAGCGGCACAGUUCGCAGGACUCGCAGGAGACGACGGCCGAGUCGGUGGGCUCGGUGGUCAGUGCCCGGGCCGCCAAUCUCGCCCAGCAGCGGGAGCAGGCGGCGGCGGCGGCGGCCAUGCAGCGAUUGCCCUCGGUGGAGAGCACCCAGAGUGCCUGCGAGCCGAGACUGGUGCACACGGUGGCCACCGUGAAUCCAGCUCCCAAUCCGGAUGCGGAGGCGGCGGCCAAGGAGCGAAGGCGCCUGCUGUUCGCCACUCGCCUGGGCUCCGGCAGCCAGGAGCAGCUCUUCUCCACCCAGUUCAGUAUUUCGAAGACCGAGAGCCAGUCCAGCCAGCUGUCGGAGCAGGUGGAGCACUCUGGGUCCGAGACAACGACAGAGGGAUUGCAGCGCCAGGGAACCGUGAUCCGGAGAGUGGAGGCGACCUCCUCCUCCUCCACCGGACCUCCGCCGCCGCCACCGCGGGGCGUUUACAGUUCGGAGGAGGAGCAGGGCGGCAGCGGCGGAGGAGGAGGAGCCGGUGCGGUGGUGAUGCGCUCCAAGCACAAAUCGCGGCCCAGUUCGGAGGACGAGGCUGCUCCGGCGACGGCGGCUCCAGCGGAUUUGCGCCACUCCCGCUACCUGGAGAACUUCGAUGUGCGCCGCAAGCUGCACGAGAAUCUCACGGAGGCGGAGUUGGGUCGGAUGGCAGAGUUGCCAGGUGGUCAGGUGCCCAUACCCAGGAAGCCCAAGCGACAGAGUGUUGCGGAGUCAAGACGUGAAACCACUAGCUACAGUUCUGGCACUGCCACGCCCACCACUCCCACACCCACCGCAGUGGGUAGUGUGGCUCCAGCUAGGCAGCCACCGAGCUCAGUGACCACUCCCACAAACUCAGGAGUUCCAGUGACCACGCCACCCGCCGCCGCUGCCGCUGCUCAAGCUUCCACUUCCUUUGCGGCUUCGCCGGGCACCACCUUCUAUGAGCCACCCAGCACUUCCUACAGGGAUCCUCACGGCACUGGCCAUAGGGAACCACCAAGCACUUCCUUCAGGGAUCAAGUCAUCACUUGUCGUCACGAUCCCCUGACCUCCAGCACUCCGGAUCCCAUGGCAAUGACGUCCCCGCCAUCGGAACGUCGUCACUCGCAGUCGACGGAUGAGCAUGAGCCCGUCGAGUCCUCGGAGAGCGAACGGGACUCGGACAUGGCCGGUAGCUCCUCGGUGACCACGGCCGUACCGGCGGGCGGCGAGGCGGGCGGUCGGCGGCACCACAACUUUCCGCGCAACGUGUGUGUCAUCGAGGAGCACGAGAGCACGGGUCUGGUGUCCCAGGAGUCCUUCGAGGAUGAGCUGCCCUACAUACCCACCACGCUGCCCGAGGAGCGGGCCCAGGGUGUGCCCAUCAUCCCCAUGCGAGAGCGGGCCAACAUGGAGCUCAAGACAUGUCCGGUGGACAGGCCGAGAUCCACCACGCCGUUGAAUCCCUCACAUCUCGAGGAGUAUUGCACGGGGAUAAUGACGCCGCAGGAGGUGACACCCGGUGGUGGUCAUCAGGAGAUCGAUGGGGGAGGCGGAGCAGGAGGAGGAGGAGGAGGAGUCACCGCGGGUGGAGGAGGAGUCACCACCGGCACUGCCGGAGCAGGGGCUCCAGUGCGUGGUGAGAAGCUGAGGAUCAGCUUACCCCGCAAGGAGUCCCUCGGCAAGGAGCGCAUCCAGAACACCAAGUCGCCGCGUCGCGUGUCCAACACCAGUGGCAAGACCUGGUUCGAGUUCGCCGAGGAGGGUCUGCGGGCCAACAACAAUCUGGAGCGCAAGGACUCCGCCAAGCAGCUGUUCCCGGUGGUCACACCACCAGCACCAGCACCAGCAGCACCACCACCACUGGCUGCUCCCUCGCAUCUGGAGGAGCCGAAGCCGAAGGCGUCGACCCAGCGCAAGCUCUCCGGCCAUUGGAUUGACUUUGAGAACAUACCCGAGAAGCGGAAGCCUGCCAAGCGGAUCACCACCUUGCCCAAGGAGACGCUGACGAGCAGUGUGGCCGCCACGGCCACCACCAGUUCCUCCUCCGCCUGCGGCAGUGGCCACCAUCGAUCCGGCACUGGAGCCGGCACUGGCCACCACCAUCACCACCAGCAUCAUCAGCAGCCAGCGAAAUCGCAUCAGGAUGGGGGCGACAAGUUGCACUACAACUAUGUGAAGCCGGAGGAUUGCCAGUGCGAGUGCCACGAGGCGGAGCGCGGCGAAUCCUCGACAGCAACGGCCGGCGGCGGAGAUACCAGCACGGAGACGGGCACUGGAACGGGCACGGGCACGGGCAGUGAGUCCCUGGCCUCCGUGGAGCUACUGCAGCAGGGUGAGGACAUGUUGCCACUGCUCGAACCCGACACCUCGGCCGAGGGCAGGAUUUACGGGGACGAGGAGCAGGCGCCUCUGGUCCGUCACAGUGGCAAGGGCCUGUCCAAUCCCAGGGUGACCCAACACGAUGAGUUCCCACGCCGGGAUGAUGGUUCAAGUCCUCGUAAUCGCAGGUUCCCCGACCGAAAGUAAACGUCUUCUCUUCUUUGGUUCUUUGGUUCGAACUGGAACGGUUCUUCAUAGAUCUUCAGGGUAGCUAAGCCGGUAAUCUAUCUCUAUGUAAGUCGAGUCACUAAACUAAGGGCCAGCCUUUUGCUCCUGGCCUAUAUCCUUAAUGUACCUCAAGCAGAGUGGUUGUUAUACGUGCAGAAGCCGAGGGACACUGAUCGCUAGACAAUGAUGCGUAUUACCUUUCGACUCGAUUAGCUAAAAACCAAAUAAAACUCUAAAUGGAAUAUACUUAAAGAAAAAAAAAAAAACAAGAUAAUAUGCAUACGAUACUCGGUACUACAAUACAUACAUAUACAUAUACAUAUAUAGCUCAUGAAUGUACAUGGUUAGGGUAAUUUUUUUGAUAGCAACAAUUACAACACUCACUCUACAUAUAUAGCAAUCCUGACGGACCGAAGGGUCCAUUUCCCUAGAAACUUUUCGCUGGCAAUUUUUACUAUAUGUGAUCUCAGACAAAGUGUUAUACAUGCAUACGAGGCAUUCGGAUUCUCUAGCUGUAAGUCGGUGUAUUUGUGUGUAGUUUGUUAACUAGCUCAGACAAAUCCGGAAUUCCGAAUCCCUAGAGUCCAGAAACCAGAAUCCAGAAUACCUAGGCUUAGUCACUAAUCUCUUCUAUAACGGUGUCUGUGUCCGUUUCUAUGCGUGCGUCUGUGUGUGUGUGUUUUGGAGAUCCAUAUCUCUCUGUAGCACCAUCCUCCCGAUUUCGACCCAUAUCCCUAGAAGUCUCACGAUGAGACACAUUAAACGAUCUAUGAACGAGUUGUAAUCGUUUUCAGUUGGUCAAAAUACAAAAAAUAAACACAAAAAGUAGCCUGAUUCAUAUAUAGCCUUUAGUUGAGUUCGAAGCGUUAGUUAGUUAGUCAGCCCCGAUUUUGCCGGGUGUGUUGUAAAUACAUAAGUCUAAACUAGAUUACAGUAUUCGAUACAAAAGGGAUUUUGAUGUUGACAUGUUUUUUUUUGCGGUCCAAAGAAAUUCCGCCAAAAGUUUGUGAACUUUUAAAUGCUUAUAUUAUAUACGGGAAUAUAAUUAUAAAGCCAACAAACUGCCAGCACACACACACUUGCCAUAUGAGAAGUUCCUCCUUUGUUUUUGUUUCGGGGGUAACCGGUUUGGUGACCCCGUUCGGUUUAUGCGCCCCAAACAUCACGGUACGAAUACGAUCUAUGAGCUAGCUUCAAAGGAACAGUCCGGGUAACCGAAAGAUAUUUCCUUUUACUCACUCUCAUGCGGAAUCGAACGAAAUGCAAAAAACACCCUCUAGCUAGCCUUUGAAAUUCCUAAAUACUUUAUUGAACUUAGCGGACAACGGACAUUCAUUAAAUUGAAGCAAAAUCAAGCAAAUAAAAUUUAAAUUAAUAUUAAUGCAUCUUAAGGAAAUCUUAUAGGUAAAUUAUACAAUACAUAAACAACAUUGAAAAUGUGCGAGGCGAGGUCAGGAUAAAUGGGAGCUUGAAUCAGAGAACUGUACGAGUUUAUCGAAAGAAUUUCAUAGCCCCCAAAUAGUCCCCAUAAGGUAUUACGUAACGAAAACCUUUUUUGUAUUUUUUUUUUGGUAGCAGAAGUGGUGAAGCACAAAAUGCACUCGAGACAUAUAUACGAUAUAUAGGCGUAAUGACGAAUUCAAGCAAGAUCUUAACAAAUUGUACAAUAAUUUCCACAAUACAUUUAUGUGAGGAUAAUAUAUAUAUUCAUAUAUACAAAUCUAUAUGUAUAUGCAUUUACACAUAGGUUGCGUUCCAGUUUCCGAAUCUUGUUCUCUAUACUUUUUAAAAUCGUUUUCGAAUAAACUUUUUUUGUAUAACUUAGACAAACCACGAAAAAUUGUUGUUAAAAAAUGCAUUUACAUUACAAAAAGAUAAGCGAGUUGAGCGUUUUAAUAAGCAAAAGGAAAAUGAAAAAUUGUUACCACAAAUUUAUGCAUUCAUACGAAAAGGAAAAAAAACCAGAUGGUUUAAGCAAAAGGAAAUAAAUUAUAAAAUAUAUAUAUGUAUGCACUUUCAUUAUUUAACGAUUUCAUAUAGGCGAAAAUGAUGAUUAUGAUGAGGAGCGCAGGCAGAACAUUAAUUGAAAACUAUUCAUUAAAG